AUGAUGCCUAUAGACAAAUCUGCUGGUCUUGACGAACCAUUUGUAAGCCGCCUCAAGCUUGACAAACUGACCUGUCCUGUGUUCAAUGGCCUCAUCAGAACGCAUAAGCUGAAACCCGAUGAGAUGAACUCGACAUCAGCGAUACCAUCUCACUUGUCGAACAUGCACCAUUUCCUUGAACCAUUACGCAAUGCGAGAGUUGAGAGCAACUCUGUAAUAGAGUCCUUUGAUGUGACCCCACUCUACACGAAUGUAAAAAACAGUAAGGCGCUGCAAGCUCUUUCUGAGAUGACAGAUUUACAUGGUAACAACUUGGAAACAUAUGGGCUUAGUGAAACUCGCAUAAUAACACUUAUCAAGGAAUGCGUGAAUUGUAAUAUCUUCAGGUGGUCAGGAAAUUAUUUUGCAGAACUGAGAGGGCUAGCAAUGGGACAACGAUUAGCACCAUUACUCGCGAUCUGCUUCAUGAGCAUGUAUUCGAGAUAUAUUGAUGGCUGUUGCACCAUAACGUCAACAGAGUCCGAAAUGGACAAGUGUUUCCGAAUACUCAACCAACAAUCGCAAUACAUAAGACUCACACGAGAAACACUAAAAGAAGGAUGGCAUCCUUAUCUCAAGACACAAAUAAGUGCCUCAAAUGACAUUAUUAGAGUAAAAUGGUAUCGCAAAGAAAGGUUUAAGAAAAUCUUAUCGCACGCCAAAUCUGCACAUCCGAUUGCAGCGAAGCGCGCAGCGCUUCGUGAUAUGUUCAAAACCGCUAGUGAAGUUUGCAGUGACAACCAAGAACGACAGGAAAACUAG
Necator americanus (New World hookworm) is the source of this 801-nucleotide messenger RNA. RefSeq lists its product as uncharacterized. The transcript is spliced from 2 exons. Lineage: Eukaryota; Metazoa; Nematoda; Chromadorea; Rhabditida; Ancylostomatidae. The coding region runs from base 1 to 801 and encodes 266 amino acids. The record is from RefSeq and is a predicted model, not a curated record.